ACUACGUCCUUUACCUGGGCGGGAACAGCAAAAUGGCGCCAGAACUAGUGGCGGGCUGAGGACGCUGGCUCCCCUCGAAGACGGCCCUGCGGUCCCCGGGCCGCCCCGGCCCCUUCCGGACAUGGAGGACGUGGAGGCGCGCUUCGCCCAUCUACUGCAGCCCAUCCGCGACCUCACUAAGAACUGGGAGGUGGACGUGGCGGCCCAGCUGGGAGAAUAUCUAGAGGAGCUGGACCAGAUCUGCAUUUCUUUUGAUGAAGGAAAAACCACCAUGAACUUCAUUGAGGCAGCGCUGCUGAUCCAGGGCUCUGCCUGUGUCUACAGUAAGAAGGUGGAGUACCUGUACUCGCUGGUCUACCAGGCUCUCGAUUUCAUCUCUGGCAAGAAGCGGGCCAAGCAGCUGUCCUCAGUGCGGGAACAGGGGGCGGAUGGGGACGCCAGUUCCGAGGCCCCCCAGGAGGCGGACGACCAGUUCCUGUCGCUAGAUGACCUCCCUGACUCCCGUGCUAAUGUGGAUCUGAGGAACGACCUGCCUCCCCGUGAGAUCCUCAUCGUCCCUCUCCUGCCCAUGGCCCUUGUGGCCCCUGAUGAGAUGGAGAAGAAUGUUAGCCCCCUGUACAGCUGUCAGGGGGAGGUCCUGGCCAGCCGGAAGGAUUUUAGGAUGAACACGUGCACCGCCCACCCCAGAGGAGCCUUCAUGUUGGAGCCGGUGGGCAUAUCCCCAACGGAGACGCUGCUGCCAAGGAACCAGAAGGAGGCUGAGGGGGCUGAGGAGCAGCCAAUGGAAGUCUGUGUGUGCAGUUCCGUCCCUGUGCUCAGCGCCUCCCAGGAGCCAGGUACCUCUCCGGAAGGCCCGCUGCCUGGAGGUGGCGACGAGGAUGAGGACGCAGAUGGGGCGGUGGAGCUCCCUGAGCCCAUGGCCCCCGACGUCCCUCCCGAGCCCCAGGAGCCCAGGAGCCCGCAGCAGAGUGCUGCCCAGCCCAGCAGGUGUGUGCUGCGGGAGCGACGGGAGCCUAUGUCCCUGCUGAAGGAGACCCCAGACCCCUGGCAGAGCCUGGACCCCUUUGACUCCCUGGACGCCAAGCCCUUCAAGAAAGGUAGGCCCUACUCUGUGCCCCCCUGUGUGGAGGAGGUUCCAGGACAGAAGCGCAAGAGGAAGGGUGUCGCCAAGCUGCAGGACUUCCACCAGUGGUACCUGGCUGCUUAUGCCGAGCACGCUGACAGCAGGAGGCCCCGGCGAAAGGGCCCGUCCUUUGCAGACAUGGAAGUCCUGUACUGGAAGCACGUGAAGGAGCAGCUGGAGACCCUCCGGAAGCUGCAGAGGAGGGAGGUGGCGGAGCGGUGGCUGCCGAGGCCUGAGGAGGGGCUGUGGCCUGUGGAAGAGGACCGCCUGGAGGAUUCCCUGGAGGAUCUGGGGGCGGCAGAUGACUUUCUAGAGCCUGAGGAGUAUGCAGAGCCUCAGGAGGCAAAGCCUGGGGAGGCCGCGGACCUGGAAGCAGAGGCCGUGCCGGCAUCCCUGAGCUAUGAGGAGCUGGUCCGCAGGAAUGUGGAGCUCUUCAUCGCCACGUCUCAGAAGUUUGUGCAGGAGACGGAGCUGAGCGAGCGCAUCAGGCACUGGGAGGACACCGUCCAGCCGCUGCUACGGGAGCAGGAACGGCACGUGCCCUUUGACAUCCACACCUAUGGGGACCAGGUGGUCUCAAGGUUCAGCCAGCUCAACCAGUGGUGUCCCUUCGCGGAGCUGGUAGCCGGCCAACCUGCCUUCGAGGUGUGUCGCUCCAUGUUGGCCUCCCUGCAGCUGGCCAACGACCACACGGUGGAGAUCACCCAGCAGCCGGGGCUGGAGGCAGCCGUGGACACCAUGUCCCUGAGGCUGCUCACCCACCAGCGGGCCCACAAGCGCUUCCAGACUUACGCUGCCCCCUCCAUGGCCCAGCCUUGAGCGG
Messenger RNA from Panthera uncia (snow leopard), 1946 nucleotides. It is a transcript of the gene NCAPH2, whose product is annotated as non-SMC condensin II complex subunit H2. Gene Ontology annotation, cellular component: nucleus; condensin complex. NCBI's taxonomy places the organism in Eukaryota, Metazoa, Chordata, Mammalia, Carnivora, Felidae. The record is from RefSeq and is a predicted model, not a curated record. The transcript has 20 exons. Gene Ontology annotation, biological process: mitotic sister chromatid separation; meiotic chromosome condensation. Gene Ontology annotation, molecular function: chromatin binding. Bases 122 to 1942 code for a protein of 606 amino acids.